Biomphalaria glabrata is the source of this 3324-nucleotide messenger RNA. RefSeq lists its product as uncharacterized. Bases 314 to 760 code for a protein of 148 amino acids. The transcript has 3 exons. The record is from RefSeq and is a predicted model, not a curated record. NCBI's taxonomy places the organism in Eukaryota, Metazoa, Mollusca, Gastropoda, Planorbidae.
GACCUAUAUUAUAUAUAUAUGAUCUAUAUUUAUAAACAUGCUAAAAAACCCCGACUAUAUUCAAACUAUAUUGUCACUAGUCUAUAUUUGACAUCUAGAUCUAGUUAUGUUGCAAUAUAGUCUACAGUCAUACAUCAAAUACAUGAUUACACAUCGACUUCUGAACAAGUGAAUAAAAACUAUGAUGUUUUGUAACAACAGAUUUCACUAUGACUGAACAAGUGAAUAAGAACGAUGAUGUGCAGUAGCAACAGAUUUCACUAUUACUGUAAAAUUGCUUAAAUUAAAAUUGUGAGAAGAUGCUCUAGGUCAGAUGGAUUUCUCAAGCUUAUUUUCUAGUCUAAAAAAACAGCUGUCAGCCCAGCCUAGCCCCAAUGUAACAAUUGUGAGAGAGAAAGUGCAACACCUUCAAUCCCCUGGCCAGAUUUCUGAAGUGAAAUGUCCAGGUGACACUGAUGAGGGAUACUUGCUUGUCAAUGAAGAACUUGACCUUGUUGAGCUACCUCACAUUUCAUCUGUUUCACAAAGUCCACCAGAAGUGAUUCCUGAGGCUCUGACUGUACAAGAAACCCACAUCCCUAACCAGAGAAAUGCUAUCAGUGAUGUCCCAUUUCAUCUUCACCAAUCACUUCUCACCCAACAAAAGAUCAACAAGCUGUUUUCAUCUACAGAUCUGACCUACAAACAGUUUGAUUGGUCCAAGUAUUCUGUAAACUUCUAUAAUGAAGAAGCUGUCAUCUCAGGGUUCACACAACAGUAAAUAUAUGUAUUGAAUUUACGUUCCUAUUUUCACAUAAAUUAAAUUGCUUAGCCUCAAUCUGCGAUGUGGUAUGCACUUUGGAUUGUUGUCACAAUGGUACUGAGUUCAAACUUAGCCUGCCACCUUCCCCCGCUGUCCUUCAGGAGAACUGGGCUAGGAUAUAAUAUUUUUGUGAAACUUGUUAAACAUAAUCUGCUGUUCCUGUUGAAUUCAUUUGAUGGAUAUAAAAUAGUGGUGCAGAGCCCUAUAGUUACUUAAAUCUGCUAGUCUUCAAACCCAUCUGUGUAAAGUAUCUUUUGAAAUGAGAAAUUUUAUUGUUUUCAAAUUUAGAGAUUUAGAGAGGGCAUUUAUUUAUAGUUUUGCUGUAAAGUAGAUCAAUAUAUCAAAUUAUUUAUCAUUAAUUUUCAGUGAGUGAUUAUUUGUCUACUAAUCUAAUAAAACAUUAAAUAGAUUAAUUUAUGACACUCUAUUUCUAAGCUUCAUUAAUACUGCUAGUUAAUUUUCUUUUCCAAAUUGCUUUGUGCUUUUCAACAAUACUCAGGAAUGAAAACUUUUAACUGAAUUAGAAUCAUAUAUAUAUGGACAAUAAAGAUUAUUAUUAUUAUUAUAUAUAUAUAUUAUUAAACAUUAAUUUAUCUUUCAUGUUUAAUGGUAUUUUUAUCAAUUUUUUCCUCCCCCCAUAUUUGUCUAGUCAAAACUGCAAGUGAAAAAUAAGAAUCAAUAGUUCAAUAUUAGUAUGGUUGGUUAGUUAAGUUGUUAGAGCCUUGUGCUAAGAACAGGAGUGUUAUGAGCUCCAUCCCCAUACUGGCCAUUUUUUGUUUUUUCUUUUUCAUUGACAAUUAAAUUAUGAAUGUCUACUUUACUUUACUGUUUGAGAAUAAAGUAAAAAUUGGUUUAAAAAAAUUAUAUUACCUCAUUAACUUCUUUAUAGUUUUUUUCUGUUAUUUGUAUAGCCAGGAUAAAUGUUUCCUUUAUUUUAAACAAGCUAGAUAUGACCAGCAGCCUGCGGGUAUUUAGGUAUUAUGGAUCAAUGUCAAACAUGGAGAAUGUUUCCUUCACAUUUUUUUGUAUUUUGCCAUGAAAAUAAAAGUAGAGUGUGAUAAUGUGUUUACCUCUUCAGCCAACAUAUUCAUAUGAAAUAAACAAAUACUGUAAAAACGGGUUUGUUUGUAAAAAAAUUUCGUUAUUUUAUAAAGAUACAAUUAGGUACUUUUUAUCUAUUUUUACCGCCCUCCAGUUGUGGGAGAGACAUUAAACCUACACUACAGAUCGCCAUGAUCUAAGGAACAUUUAUUUCAAGUUUUAUUAAGAUUGGUCAAACAAUUUUUUUAUUUUUAUUCAGGACAUAUAUAUGCCUUAGUUUUUUCUUUAUAUUAUAGAGUGUGCAAUUGUAGACAUUCAAAUACUGAUAACAUGUUUAAGUCAAUCAUUUAUUAUUAGUACUGCUGGUUAUCUAAUUUAUAAAACUUCAUUAUCAUGUUCAUUUAUUUAUAUUCUUUUGCUCCAACACUUUGUAAUUACUUGUAAAAAGCUUUAAGGAAGAUUUUGCUACAAUUUUUUUUUUAUUGUUUUUUAUUUAGUUUUGGCUAUUGUAGCGCUAAAAUUAAUUAUAUAUAUUAGUAAAUGGUACAUUAUAACAAAAUAAGCAUAUUUUUAAAAUGCUGAUAUAGAAGCAGAAAAAAAGGAGAAGAAAAUGACGCAACUUUUAUUUAUACAAUUUUCUCUAGGAUUAAUUACAAUUGUUAACAAUUAUUUUUACAUUAUCUUUCUGCCAGUAUUAGAUACUAUUGUGAUUGAAUGCAAAUGUCUAUGUUGAUAAUUGUUUCUAUAAAUAUCUUUACUGUUUUAUCAAAUCAUAUUUGCUAGUAUACAAAUGAUUCUUUCAAAGACAUUUAAAUUUGUCACAGGUAUUUUAUUGAAAUUGUGAAUGAAUUGCCUUAAGUUAUAAACAUCUGGUCAAUGAUGUCUGUUUCCGAUUCAAGCCAGUCCUAUUAAUAUGGUGAUAUAUGCAUAUGUGAAGUUUAAAAACUUGUUUAUGUUAUACAUUUGAGACUGUACAACUUACUAUAGUGUUGGCUUUAAACAAUACAUAUAAAUUUAUUAUAGUUACAUUACUACUUCAGGAUGGCUGCCUGGUCGUGCGGUUUGUGCGCUGGACUGUCGUUCGGAUUUAUCGACCGUCGAGGGUUCAAACCCUGCCCACUCCCAUCCCCCGUCGUCCUGCGGGAGGUUUGGACUAGGAAGUAAACUAUCUUCAACUCUGAAGGAACAUCCGAAACAUGUAAAACAUUUUACAACAUUUUACUUUUGCAACAAAUCAGUAAGCUAUUCAGUAUUUGUUUUUUUUACUUAUAGCAAUAAAUUAGCAAAAUUCUUUCAAAGAAACAGAUCAUACACUAAGACUGUAGACUUUGAUCUGGAUUUUUCAAAUGCUUUUAUUACUUCCCCCUUAUUUUUUUGCAUAAGGAUUAAUUCUGUUGCUGAACAAAAAACGCCAUAAUUUUGUUAUUGCUUGCUAUUUAUACACUGCAUAUGGUAUGUGAAAUAAAAUAAAACAAAUGAAA